Molecule: messenger RNA, 873 nt
Organism: Colletotrichum spaethianum
Lineage: Eukaryota; Fungi; Ascomycota; Sordariomycetes; Glomerellales; Glomerellaceae
Exons: 3
Coding region: 1-873 (290 amino acids)
Source: RefSeq, a predicted model, not a curated record
AUGCCCGACGCUCAACGGGAAGAGAUGGCGAGAAAAAGAGUUGACGAAAAGAUCAAAGGUCUUGCUAUCAAGAUCGAGUCUCAGUACAAAAGGACAGGCGUCCUGCGCAAGGCGCUCGCUGGGGUCAAAUGUUCUUUUUGCAGGACGCAAGACGAGACUGGCAGUUGCGACUUGGUUAGCUCAGUUUCUCGCAGCCACAAAGAGUGGAAAAAUUCAGACACAUACAAGGAUGGGAUCAAAUCUGUCCGUAAGUGGAAACAGAGCAGGAACUUAAGCACCGGCCUCCAAAGUACUAGAAACGAAAACGAAGGUUUAGAGCAAAUAAACGACGACAGCAAUGCCACAAACAUAGAGCGGGAGGAGAUCCAAAACAUCAUCAAGAAAGACCACACAGACGUGGAGUAUGCGUUUGGAGAAGACAAGAACACUUCAUACCAGCUAGAGCGAGAUGUCAACGGAUACGUCAUCCAAUGGAAGGUCUUGAAGCCCCAGGAACCAGAACUGCCACAGCAGAACUCGACUUCCCAACCCUUCUUAGGUCCAUCUCAAGGAUCGGAAAAGUACCUAGAACCGGUGAACGAGGACGCUUCGGACUAUCGUUUCAAAGGCCGCUUCCCUGAUCAGAGGAUAAAUCUUCAAAAUCUGUUGGAUAAAAAGCCACAGAAGCCGCGGAAAGAUGUGAUUCUCCAUCGGGAACGGCACACAGACGAACAGAGGGUGCGCUACUUUCACAUCCCAUACAACAACAUGGAGCACGCCAUCGCGCGAUAUUUCGACGAGGAGUCCCCCAACCUCGAAGAGAUAUACCAAAUCACAUGGUAUUACGACCUGAAUACUGGAGGGGGCAACAACAUGGCGGUCAACGGACCCUAG